AUGGCACGGCAUGGCGUUUUAUCUCUUUUUGGCCUUCUCGUGUUGGGCACAUUUGCUGGUUUGGGCUUCACCUUGCCUCGAUGGCAAGGAGCUCCGAGGAUACGGAUAUGCCGCCAGGCUGCUCAGAAGGACACCGACACAUUUGCGCCUCACAGCGCGGUGAUGUUUGCCUCAGGGGCCACUCUGGGUCCUGCCCUGGAUGGUGUUGCCCAUGGCAAUUUUGGAGUGCUCUCCUACCAUGUGCCACCACCGGUGCCGAUCAUGCUCGGAGCCUUCAAACUUUUCUCUACUGCAAUUUGGGUGCCACCCCUGUUCGGCUUUGCGGGCUUUUUAAUCGGCAGCCUCUACUGGUGGAUCGAUGACUUCUUGGAGAUUCCAGAGGCGAAGCGCUGCCCGCGUCGGCCCCCAGCUGAAGGGUCCCAGGUGGUUGCUCGAAGUUGUUUUGUCUCUCCUCCAGACAUUUGCAGCUGUGACACUUUUUGCUGGAAACUAUGCGGCGAGUGGCUUCCUGUCUUCCAACCACCUGGGAGUAGGCGUCAUAGCGGCACUUCUUGCUGCCUGGGCAAUAUUGACCUGGCGUAUUUUCGACGAUACACGGACUGGCCUGAUCGUGGCAGCGAUGACAGCAAUUGGGGGAACACUGAUUGA
Molecule: messenger RNA, 648 nt
Organism: Durusdinium trenchii
Lineage: Eukaryota; Dinophyceae; Suessiales; Symbiodiniaceae
Source: the annotation of a GenBank genome assembly